AUGGAGGCAUAUUCAUAUACAUAUCCACAAGAAGAGGAGAAAAAAGCUAAACAGUUACCUUCUUUUCUUACAUCGCUCCAUUCAGUUCGUAAGGUUCCAACAAAACCAAUGAAGAAACCAAUAGCACCAUUCCCACCAACCCCACCAAAAAUCUACAGUGUGGAUCCUGUUAACUUUAAGGAAGUUGUUCAGAAGCUCACAGGUGCAGCACCUGAGUUCCAUCACCAGGAGGUGGUGCCUCCCGCACUCGGCCUCUUAUCAACCACAACCACCGACGUGGGUCCCAGGCGACCACCUAUUGUUUAUCCUUCGGUUAAAAUGCCGUCGACUGAAGAAGUACUGUAUAAUGAUCAUAUGGGUGAAACAGAAGAGGGGAAAUCUUUUGGAGCAGUUGGGCUGAGUUUUUCGCCUUCUUCACUUGCAUGGUAUUCCUCCCUUUUUCCAAGUCCAAGAACUCUAUCCUCUCUCGCCUCGAGUAGACUUUGA
Fraxinus pennsylvanica is the source of this 486-nucleotide messenger RNA. NCBI's taxonomy places the organism in Eukaryota, Viridiplantae, Streptophyta, Magnoliopsida, Lamiales, Oleaceae. The record is from the annotation of a GenBank genome assembly.